AUGAGUUAUCAGAGCGUAAACCAGAACCAGGGCGGCUAUGGCCAGUACAACCCCUACGGCAGUCAGCAGCCGCAGAAUCCUUAUGCCGAGCAGCAGAGCUAUGGUUAUGGCGGCGGCUACGGACAGGGUGGAGAUGUUGAGCAGGGCAACGGUGGUGGUUUUGAGAUGUCCAGCCUGCAGCAGGGCGGUCCUACCGCGAUCCUCAACAAGUGCAAGGAGAUGAACGAUGCGAUCAAUGAGCUGCGCAACAAGCGAGAGGGUCAACUCGCCAGUGCCCAGAAUGCCCUGCUUGACUCCAGCACCGGAAAGGAGGAUCAAUCCGCGCGCCAGAACGUCGACUACAUUGAGGAUGAGAUCAAUACUGCCCUCCGCUAUCUGCGCGACCAGUUCAAGCGCAUCAAGGAGACCCCCGGCUCCGGCGAUGCGCGUGUCUCCGGCCAGGUCGAGAACGUCAACCGCAACCUCCGCCGUGAGAUCGAGCAGUACCAGCGCACACAGUCCGACUUCCAGAAGCGCCUUGAGGAGCAAGUGCGCCGUCGUUAUGAGAUUGCCAACCCCGAGGCUACCCCAGAGGAGCUGGAACAAGGUGUCCAGCUUGUGCUUGCUGGUCAGGAGCAGAGCUUCGCUGUCCCUGGUACCCGUUCGCGCCAGGCCAACGAUGCCCGCCAGGCUACUCUCCAGCGUUCCGCCGCCAUCCGCAAGAUCGAGCAGGACAUGAUCCAGCUUGGUCAGCUCUACCAAGAAGUCGCAGAACUGGUUCACCAGCAAGAACCUGCCGUUCAACAGAUUCAGCAGAGUGCCGAAGACACCCACCACAACGUGGAGCAGGCCAAUACCAAGCUGGACAGCGCUAUCACCAGUGCUCGCAACGCUCGGAAAUGGAAGUGGUACGCGUUGGGCAUUGUUCUUCUCAUCAUCAUUAUCAUCGUCGUUGUUGUGGUCGUCGUCAAGGAGACGUAA
Penicillium chermesinum is the source of this 960-nucleotide messenger RNA. Its product is annotated as syntaxin. The record is from RefSeq and is a predicted model, not a curated record. The transcript has 5 exons. Gene Ontology annotation, molecular function: SNAP receptor activity; SNARE binding. Gene Ontology annotation, cellular component: SNARE complex; plasma membrane; endomembrane system. Gene Ontology annotation, biological process: exocytosis; vesicle fusion; intracellular protein transport. Bases 1 to 960 code for a protein of 319 amino acids. Lineage: Eukaryota; Fungi; Ascomycota; Eurotiomycetes; Eurotiales; Aspergillaceae.